CACUUUGCUCUCAACUGUUAUGGUGGUAGUCAAUACAAGCGAGAAAAGGAUACUUGCGGGGACUGCUGGAGAAAAGGGAAACAUUGGAAUCAAUGGAAGCAAUCAUGGAAAAGGCAAAACCUCUGCCUUCUGAAACAACGGAAAUUGAGCAACAGAACCCGGAAAGAGGACGAGGACCAUGCCAUCUUUCAAUGACUACAUGUGAUGAAACUCUACUCUUUCUUCUGCCCUGUCUCCAUACUGCCUGCAAACCAUGCAUUGACCAAACAGCACAAGAAAGAAGCUCUGUUCUCAAUUGCCCAUGUGGUCAAGCAUUUGACUUGGAGAAGAUAUCACCUGAUCAUGUCAGAAUGAACGAAGCUGCCUAUGUUGCGAGCAAUGUGGGAGAAAAGAAGUGUGGGUUCCUUUCAGGAGAUCAUGAUGAUCCUGCCAAAGUCUACUGCCAUGACUGUCAUGGCUAUCUCUGUUCAAAAUGUUUCACCCUACACAACACCAUCAGAUGUAAUAGCAAGCACCGAAUCCGAAAUAUGAAUUCAACAGAAGAUCGCCCCAUUAAAAACUGGCUAGGCGAGUCAUUUUGUACAGACCACUCUGACACUGAAGUGCAGUUGUAUGAUCACAGUUGUAGGAAACCUAUUUGCGUUGUUUGUUUGUAUGGGGCCCACAAGAAUCACAGAAAGGAUGACCUGAAGUGUCUUUAUGAUGAGACUAGGACAAUGCUAGGUGAUCACCUGGAGAAGCAAAAGUUAAAACUCAAAGAUAUCAAAGACAAAUUGAAAACAGUCACCUCUGAUUGUAAUAUGUUAACUGAAACAAGGGAUAAACGUGAAGCUGAAGCUCUCUCGGUGUAUGAGUCUGUUGCUGAAAGGCUCCAAAGAAGACAUACUCACCUUUUGCAAGAAAUCACCGAAAAUCUUAAAGACCCACUUUCUACGCUUCAAGAAAAGACAAUACAACUGCAAUCUGCGGAGGCUUCUUUAGAAUCAACAAUAGACUACACCGAAAGGGCACUGAGGUCAUCAAGACAAGAGGAACUCAUUGCCCUCAGUGAUACAUUGCAGUGGAAAAUGGGAGAAAACCUGAAGUCAUCAGAAAUCUCUUAUGGCGGAAUACCUCCCCCGGACUUUCAGCUCUACUUUCAAGGAAAGAAGGCCCUAGAAGAACUUAUAGACACAUUCGGGACCCAGGUCACGUGCCUUGCUGAUACAUCUUUAACAGAUGCACAGGCUACUAUUGGAGUUCUCCAAAUGGAAAGAAAUAUGCAGUCAGAGGAAAUCACUGAACUGAGAGGAAUGCUCGAAGCAAAGGAUGAGUUGAUUUCAUCACAAAAACAGAGAUGGAACAAGGUGAAAACAAUUGUGGCUCCCGACAGGAUAUAUUCAAUAGGAUCAACCAAUUUCAGAUUGUUUAUCUGUCCUGCACUUUAUCUGAAUGAUGCUCGAACCAACACAAACAAGUGCCAUGUAACUAAAGGCGCUGAGCUGGUCAACUCUCCACGCGCCUCCGGACAUGGAAGAAGACUAAGGCUAAACAAGUUUAAUGGCAUCUGUAUCUCCACACCUUUCCCAAUCCCUCCAAAACAAACCCCAUUCCAGAGCAUAACUCAAUACUGGGAGACAUGCUCAAACGUGGGUGUAGGCAGGGGAGUCUGGAGUAAGCCGAUUCUGGAGAUGGGGCUUGCAGAAUCAGGCAAAGUGGAUAGUGAGUCAUGGCUUUGUCAUCAGCUCCGCUCUUGGUGUGUUGGUGUCAGGAGCUGUGAUAGACACCGAGGAAAGAUCUGUACCCGGGUGCAUAAGGAGUGGGAAGAUGGUAAUUGCUGGGUUAGAACAAUGUCUGACACAACAGGCAACCAGGCCACCCUCCACUAUGGUAUUGUUCUGGAUGUGAACAGAAAGAGACUCGCAUUUAUUGAUUUGGACAGGGAGGUUGUUCUUGCCAAGUUUGAUGUCGAGUUCAGAGAGGCUCUCUUCCCAGUUUUAAGUGUGCUGCCGGAGUCGGAUUUCUACAGUGUAAGGAUGAAACUGGUCAGCGGCGAGGACAUCACCAUGACUGAGAAAAAGAAAUCUCUUAUUUACCAAGCGUUGUUGUGAACAUCGUAAUUAGCGCCUGUUGAAUCAAGUACUGUGCACAGGUUUGCCUUAAAGCUAUCUUAGCGCUGAGACAGGUAAUUUAUUAGGGAUGCUUCUUGCAGUCACUGUUGCUGGCUGGAAUCGAUUUUGUAGGUGUGUUGUUCGAAUCCAGUUGUCUUGUCGAUUAUUGG
This is a messenger RNA of Haliotis rufescens (red abalone), 2260 nucleotides long. RefSeq lists its product as uncharacterized. The transcript has 7 exons. Gene Ontology annotation, molecular function: zinc ion binding. Lineage: Eukaryota; Metazoa; Mollusca; Gastropoda; Lepetellida; Haliotidae. The coding region runs from base 93 to 2090 and encodes 665 amino acids. The record is from RefSeq and is a predicted model, not a curated record.